Messenger RNA from Staurois parvus, 345 nucleotides. The record is from the annotation of a GenBank genome assembly. NCBI's taxonomy places the organism in Eukaryota, Metazoa, Chordata, Amphibia, Anura, Ranidae.
GAAUCCGCCCCUUCAGGCCCUCUCAUGUGGCCCUCGCACCUCUCCUGCAGGUACCCCCUUGUCUCCACCCCCACCUUGCCUCAGCAGUCAGAAGCAGAGGAGGAUAAUAGAACUCCUCUGCCAAAACAAGCACCUCUCCGUGUAGCUGCAGCACCCCCUCAUCUCCGCCUCCCCUGGUCUCAGCAUUCAGCAGACUCUGGUAACUGACUCCACUCCUCCUCUGGUCCUCCUCCAGACCCUGAACUUUCUGCUUUCCAGCUCUGCCCCCAAAGGGGGUGCAUGGUGAUGGGAGGAUGUGGGAUUCUUGACAUCUGAUGUAAUGGGGGGGGGGGGUGCUCUGAACAU